Daphnia magna is the source of this 2288-nucleotide messenger RNA. Its product is annotated as mucin-5AC-like. The transcript has a single exon. The record is from RefSeq and is a predicted model, not a curated record. Bases 287 to 2167 code for a protein of 626 amino acids. Lineage: Eukaryota; Metazoa; Arthropoda; Branchiopoda; Diplostraca; Daphniidae.
UACUAACCCUAUCGAUAACAUCUCUUUACUCACUGUCUCUACAACUGCACCGUUUAAUAAUCAGACCACUAUACGAGACGAGACGACUACUAUUGUAGGACUCGAUGGCAAUUCGUCUAAUGACGAACUGUUUAUCAGUUCCACUGUUUCCGACGGCUUGGUUCAAGCCACGACUCUAUCACCAGACCAAUCGACUACCUCCUCUCAAUUAACACUGUCGACUGGAACGACCAGCUCACCUGUACAACUGUCAACUGUAGACACUAGUCAAAAUACUGUACAGUUGAUGACCACUCCGCAAGAAUUAUUGGCAUUGACGUCAGUUGUUGUGGAUGAUAGUCAGAGUACGUUGAAUGCCAUACUUUCCACGACGAGGCCAACCGACCAAACGCUUUCUAGUCAAACCGAAACGGUUGCACUUGCUGGGGAUUCGUUGGUAUUCCAGUCGACUACGUUGAACGUUAACGGUGAGGUACACGAUACAGUGACGGAUGCAUCUUUCAGCACAGCCAAUUCGAUAGAGGAUGUUGCAACAAUUACGUCUAAUCAAGAAGAGGAGGAGUCUGGUGUUACUAGUGUCGAUUCUGUUUCUAACGUCUUCGCUACUUCAACGGCUUCUACUAAUUCGGUCAGUACAGUAGACGGCCAAGAAACAGCUGCUUCUGUGCAAGAAGAUUUGAUUUUUGAGACACAAGCUCAGCUGUCUAUGAGCACAACCAGUGAAACUGAGACUCCAGAGAUUACGACCAUCGGUAAAGAUUCGACAAUGUUUUCGAGUUCCACGCCGCCCAGUAGUCAAACCACGAUUGGUGGAUUAACUGAUCCAGAACAGAUUUCGACUGAGCAAGGAACAACGUCAACACAGAGCCAGUUAAGCACUUUUGCUCAUGAAACGACAAACGAAAGUGACAGGACGACUGUUGCUUCCGAUACGACCAUUCGCCCUUUAGAUGAAACUACGCAGUUCCAGCAAGGCUCAUCUACAACGAAUCCAGCGACUGUGGAAGUGACAACCGAGAAACCCACCAAUCCAACAGAUUCGGUAGAAACUGGUUCUACCACAACGGCUGAUGACAAUAGCCAGACUCAAACGGCAUUUGCUUCCGAGACGUCUUUUACGUCUAGCCCAGUUACGACGACGAUGCCGGUUGAAGUGACAAACACCCAGGAAGAUGUCUUCACGACAGAUGUGGAAACCACGUCAAGUACUUCAACAACAACUGAGGACUCUUUCGCAAACCAACCGACCACCGUGACCAUUCCAGAGAGUAUACUGUCGACGACAACGAAGGAGCAGGUCACGGAGUCCGUCACCCAGUCGGAAGCUAUUGGUACUUCCACUUCUGUUGCAGACGAGGAAAAGACCACCACCUUUUCGAGUAUCUUUUCGUCAAUUCUGAGUACAUUUACUACCGAUUGGACAACGACAACACCUGACCAGGUAACUGAGGCAGCAACAGUUGUAAACGCAGAAGAGGCUUCAACUACAACGCAAGCUCAAAACGGAGAAUCUGAUGUCACGACAUUGAACACUGCCACCUCAAGCAGUGCGCAGCAAGAAUCUUCUACGAUUACCAGUGAUUCGAACACCGAAACAAGUGUCGGAAUUGAUACUACGACUUUGAGUGGCCUUAGUUCUUCUACUAUUCCAACAACUACUCUGAAUGCCGUCAGUAUUGCAGACGAGGAAACAACAACCUUUGCUGAUGGAGAUUUAAAUCCUAUAACAGAAUCCCAGUCCUUCAGUAGCACGCCGAUUGCCUUUGAAUCUGUUACUUCAGGAAGCCCUACCACCGAUGGCGAAUCGACGACCUUUUCCAGCGCCAGUAGCCCUACCACAAUUGAUGGGACAUCUACUCAGGGAACAACUGAUACAGUUACGCAUUUGUCGAGCGAGCAAGAAUCCACACCGCCUGGAAGUCAGUCUAGCGCUUUCCAGGAAGAAAUAACGACUGUGUUUACAGAAGUUACGCUAGCAGACCAAAUUACGACACAAAAGCCGACUCAGACAGAGUUGCCGGAAAUAACCACUGAGAAACUAAUCCCAGAAACGACUUUUACAACAAUAACAGCGAGUGGUCUUCCAGUCACUGAAGGGAGCGUUAUUUUAAAUCAGAACACGACAGAAUCCUCCUUGCUCGUAACAAAUCCGACAAUUUGUGCCUGAAACAACAAUUUCGCAGCACGGAAAUUCGGCAACUACGCCUGAAACGGAAAUGACGACCCUCCUCCUAUCUGCCACAGAUAGUUUUGCAACAAGUGGGCCUGCGAUCAGUGAUGACGCCGCA